Daucus carota subsp. sativus is the source of this 1214-nucleotide messenger RNA. RefSeq names its product transcription factor JUNGBRUNNEN 1. The transcript is spliced from 3 exons. Lineage: Eukaryota; Viridiplantae; Streptophyta; Magnoliopsida; Apiales; Apiaceae. Gene Ontology annotation, biological process: regulation of DNA-templated transcription. Bases 150 to 1055 code for a protein of 301 amino acids. The record is from RefSeq and is a predicted model, not a curated record. Gene Ontology annotation, molecular function: DNA binding.
UUACAAAUAUAUGUUUAUAUAUACAAUAUGAAAAGGCACAAGAUUCCUUCUACUCCACAAGUGCUUAACUGAACUGCACAAAUAUAGCUAGCUACAGAGAGAAACAUAUAGUGUGUGCAUGUGUGUGUACUCUAAGGUUAUCUAGCUAGAUGGAUAAGGAUGAUCAGAUGGUGGGUGGUGUAAGCUUAGAAAAUACUUGUAACUGGGAGCUGCAGGAUACUGCUGGAGAACAAGAUGAAGAUGAUACUCGACUUCCAGGGUUUCGAUUUCAUCCGACUGAUGAAGAGCUGGUAGGUUUUUAUCUUCGUCGGAAGGUUGAGAAAAGGCCUAUCAGGAUUGAGCUCAUCAAACAUAUUGAUAUUUACAAAUAUGAACCAUGGGAUCUUCCAAAAGGCAGUGAUGUUGGAGACAAAGAGUGGUACUUCUUUUGUAGAAGAGGCAGAAAGUACAGGAAUAGCACCAGACCCAACAGGGUCACAAGCUCUGGAUUUUGGAAAGCCACUGGCAUUGACAAACCAAUAUACUCAGAAGCCCGUCGAGAUCUGUGUGUUGGAUUGAAGAAAUCAUUAGUUUACUAUCGCGGAAGUGCUGGCAAAGGCACCAAGACUGAUUGGAUGAUGCACGAGUUUCGCCUCCCUCCUCCUGAUUAUCAAACCACCAAGACUCCCUCCAAAGUUAUCGAGCUUAAUGAUGCAAUAUUUCAAGAAGCUGAAGUUUGGACGCUUUGUCGAAUUUUAAAAAGAAAUGCGUCUCCAAAGAAAGAUCAGAAAAAUGCUAGUAAAAGAAAUACAUGCACUGGUGGAUCUGACAAUAUCCAUGGGUUGGAUAUCAAUACUUUCCAGCAGAGUCCAGUAUCUACUAAUCAGCAGAUUAAUGAGUACCAGCCAGCAGUUUUUCCAAAUAACCAGAUUGUUACAGAUUUAAACCAUUUGGUUAUGGGGCCAGUCACAAGCUCCAACUUUUCGAGCCCAGAAAUGAACGAGUUUGUGCAAUAUGCAGAUUGGGAAGAACUCAGAAGUUUUGCAGAGUUCGCUGGUAAUCAGUGCAUACUAUAAGAAAGUAUACUAGUUCACUCAUUCUCUCUUGUUUACAUAAUUUCUAUCUAAAUUUUCUAGAACAAGAGAAGGCUUCUCAGUCUUCAUACUAUAUGGGAUGUUAUACACGGCAUGUAUACAUUUACUUUUUAGUCUAUAAUAACUCUAAAGACUAGUAUA